AUGUCUUUGAUGCUAUCCCAGCCGCCUUCUACUCACAGUCACAGCCCGUCCGCUCAGAGCGCGCGUCGCCUGAGCGUGGGUACAAAGACGAGAACAUGCGUCCACUGCGGCCGCAGCUUUCGACGCACCGAGCAUCUCGAGCGUCACGUUCGCACUCACACAAAGGAGAAGCCGUAUACCUGCUUCUGCGGGGCGGCAUUUUCCCGUCGCGAUCUCCUCAAGAGACAUAUGGGGAUCACCGGCCAUGAAGACAGCAGCCCACCGAAUGCGAAGAACACUUCUCCCAAAUCCCAGCACAGAACAGACCACGACACAAAGCAGCGAAUUCGUCGAGCAUCGACAACGGUGCGACCACGACGCACUUCGUCUGUCCAGGAUUCCGCUCAACAGGAUACCGUCCCACCAUCGCCUGAGGAUGCCGAAGUUCCCCAAUGGCCGAUGCACCAGGGCACCUACAUGAAACAAGAAGAUAACGGCCUGCUCGACUCUACGAUAAACGAUGCUACGCAUGACCCAGAGGUCCUUGAAGCAGCCCAACUGUUACUCCCGAAUGGUCUCCCCCAUAGUUUCGCAAACCACCCGAGCUAUUCGACCGCACAGUCAACUCCAACAACAACAUACUACCCCGAAGAAACGCACCACUUCGAAGAUUUUACGAACUUCUUAGACUCGAUCGGAUUACCCGUCGACUGGCCCCCCGGCAGUAGCGAAGCCCACAGCAAUCACAAUAACCAACUUCCCUCAGAGGUCGCAGAACCAGGUCUCCACCCAUUCUUCCGUGAGCGCGAGCGAGAACGAUCACGAGGAAACUCCCCUUUCCGAUCAUGGCUCCCCGGCGUGACUCCGGGGGAUCACCAGAGCUACGGGAUGCUUUCAGACUACGGGAAUUUCCACCAUUACUAUCACCCUCCGGAAGACAUUGCGCGGGUCGUGGUGCCUAAUCUUUGA
Messenger RNA from Aspergillus puulaauensis, 948 nucleotides. Its product is annotated as C2H2-type zinc finger protein. The record is from RefSeq and is a predicted model, not a curated record. The coding region runs from base 1 to 948 and encodes 315 amino acids. Gene Ontology annotation, cellular component: chromatin. Gene Ontology annotation, molecular function: DNA-binding transcription factor activity, RNA polymerase II-specific; RNA polymerase II cis-regulatory region sequence-specific DNA binding. NCBI's taxonomy places the organism in Eukaryota, Fungi, Ascomycota, Eurotiomycetes, Eurotiales, Aspergillaceae. Gene Ontology annotation, biological process: regulation of transcription by RNA polymerase II. The transcript has 3 exons.